Crotalus tigris (Tiger rattlesnake) is the source of this 2648-nucleotide messenger RNA. It is a transcript of the gene TEX55, whose product is annotated as testis expressed 55. The transcript has 10 exons. The record is from RefSeq and is a predicted model, not a curated record. Gene Ontology annotation, cellular component: nucleus. The coding region runs from base 1018 to 1614 and encodes 198 amino acids. NCBI's taxonomy places the organism in Eukaryota, Metazoa, Chordata, Lepidosauria, Squamata, Viperidae.
GGCACAGAUGGCUAUGUCUAUGAACUAAGUUAAGCUGAAGUAUAGCUGAUGAUGCAGAUUUCAGCUAUAUGGAAAUUCUCUGCCCAGUUGAAAUAUAGCAAUCUAACCACCAUGCUACAGUGGUUUCUAAAUCAACAAAGUGGAAGACCAUCUCUGGAUCUCAUUCCAUAAAUUCAAGAUUCUGUUGCUGAACAAAGCACGGGAAAAUAAGUCAAAAGCCAAACAGAUGAAAGGUGCAAAAGAAGGAAACCAAUACUUACCCUCAGGAUAAAUGCAAUUCUUGAGAAAAGAAAGAACUGACUGGGAGAAAAAGAUCAAAUUGCCCCAGGAGGUGGUGGCCUCUAUUUCACUGGAGGUGUUCAAAGAUUGGAUGGUAAUCUAUCAAGGAGGAUCUCAGUAGCAGAUUCCUGCUCUAGAACAGGAGAUUGAAUUGGAUAUACAUCCUUACAUGUUAUUUUCCCUGUUACCUACCCUAGUUACUUCCAAAUUGGAAGAAUACCAAGUUCCAUAAUUCCCAGUCAACAGUUCCUUUGAUUUAGAAUUAUAGAAUCUGCAGUGUGGAAGAUUUCUGACAGAGAAUAAUAAAUUUGCAGGAAAGUUAAACUAUUAUAAUACCAAAUUAUGUGGAGAUCAAAAGAACAGCAAAACUGAACCAAGGAAAGUAUAUAGCUACUUUAGGAAUUGAAUGGUGCAUCCUAAUGUCCUCCUAACUUUUGGCUUGAGAAUGCUUGAUUAAUCAUUCCUGAAGGACACCUCUGCAUGAUGCAGCCUUCCUCUCAUCCCCACUCUAAAGGCCAAUUACUUCAGAACCACAGGAAAGCACUUUCUGUUGCUUACGAGACCCACCAUAAGAUUCAGGAAGGCAUGCAUAGGAGUAGUUUCCAUAGCAACUACGACGUCUUCUCACCAACUCUCCCCCUCCGGAUGGAAUAGAACUCACAACAACUUUACUGAACAUCCCAAGCAGCAAAAGACCUUACCGGACAGGUGGGAGAUGAAACGCGUCUUUGCUCCCAGAUGGCAGAACCAGAACCAGAACCCGAACCCGAGCCGCAGCCCGAGCCGGAGCCGGGGUCAGUAGAAAAACAGGAACAGCCUGAAAACGUUCUGAAUAUUGAAGUGCCUACAUUGCCAGAGUCUAGAAAUGAAACAUCUAGGACUAAUGCCCAACUACUUGAAGUAGUAUUAUCUAUAGAUCAAGCAUCAGAAACUUCCGGGCCAGCUCCAAAAGCUUCAGUGCCACAAAUUGAGACUCAGUCUCCUUCUUCCUCUUUCCAAACUCUUGGAUCUUUGCUGACUCAGAAAAAAGGUUUAGUCAGAUCAGUGGAAGCCAUUGUGCAGGUUCAAGAAACAGCACCAAAAGAGACUGCUCCACCAGCUCAAGUUGCUGAGGAACUUCCUGAGAAUGAGCCAAUACCAACAGUUUAUCUAGAUCCUUUUGAGAUUUCACUUCAAUAUGUGGAGAAGCAUAACAUCCUGCAGAUAUUUCAGGAGAUUACAGAAAAUUUGGUAUAUGAGAAACCUGAGAAUCCAUUAGAGUUUAUAUUAAAUCAGGUCCAGACAAUGAUAAAUCAGAGGAGUCAACCAAAGGAAGAGGAAGAUGAAGAGCAAUAAUAAAUACAGACAACUGAAAAUUUAAGAAUAUAUCUCUGGACAUUCUAAUGAGGGCAACAUAUCCAUGCUACCCAUUUUUAUCCUCUCUGUAUGCAUAGCUUAUAGAGCUAAACAAUAUCCAUUGUAACUGAAUACUUCCCAUGCAGAUGCUAUGUGAAUUACCUAGAAUAACAACAACCACAAAACCAUAAUUGCCUUAGCACAGAUAGCAGAGAAUUUAGGAAACACAUAUUCACAUAAGCUUUGUACUUCCCAUUAGUACUAUUGCACUAAUCUUCUUCAUAGUCUGAAAGGUUGUAUGAUCUUAUGAAAGUAGUUGAUCUGCAGAAUGGGUGAUGUAAAUAAUCUGUUCCUGCCUUCUAUGAGUGGGAAUGUAAAAGCAAACUCCUUUCACAUAAAAAAAAAAAAAACAUUCUAGGAUUUCAGAGGCUAGCCUCACCUUUUGGUGUAAAUUUGACACUUGUAAAGAUGCUUAGGUUUUCUUAGAUAAAUAAGUAUGAAAAUGUGAAGUGCCGUUUGCAGAGUAAAGCAGAGCUCUCCUGAUUUAUAAAUAUAAUUUAUUUUAAUAUCUUUAAGAGAAUGGUUCCCAGACUGUUCAUCAACAUGGAAAGGAUAUGGUUUGGUACUGUUUAAAGAGCCACAUCUUGGUUGCUAACUUACACUAGUUAUGUGUCAUACUAGUUUAAAUAGCAAUUCUUCAUCUUAGCCUAAUUAUGAAUUGGCUGUGGUUAAUAGACAACCCUACCAGGUGAACUCUUCAUAAUUUACAGUGUGAUUGAAAUUAAUAUUGCGUUAAACUUAAAAUCCAGGUGCCAGAAUUUAUUUUUCAUUAUAUUGUUUGGAAACAUUAAUUGCAAUUUCUGAUUGAACUUGUUUGGAAAUGGAGAUAACUGUAAUGAAAGUGAAUAAGAUUAUGAUAUGUAGAAAAGUAAUUCUUUCUUACCCUCUAAUGGCCAUCUGGAAUUUUCCAGCCCAGACUUGGUCGCUCUGGUUUUAUGCUAGCAUCAAAACAAUAAACUCUACCUUUGCUUCCA